GGGAUCGGUGGAGCCAUCGGAGGCAGCGACAACACCAACACCAACGAGUGCAGGAUGGUCGACAUGCAUGGGGUGAAAGUGGCUUCUUUCCUGAUGAAUGGUCAGGAACUGAUUUGCCUGCCGCAAGUCUUUGAUCUCUUCCUUAAGCACCUGGUAGGAGGGUUGCAUACAGUGUACACCAAGCUGAAGCGACUGGACAUAUCCCCUGUGGUAUGUACUGUCGAGCAGGUCCGGAUCCUCCGCGGACUGGGGGCCAUCCAGCCUGGGGUGAACCGCUGCAAACUCAUCACCAGAAAAGACUUCGAAACUUUGUUCACAGAUUGCACCAAUGCCAGUUCCAGGCCUGGCAGGCCUCCUAAGCGUUCUUUGGGAGUGUUUAAGGACAAUGCUCGCCUUAUGCCCCAUUCAGUCCCAGGCUUUUUAUCAGCAGGACUUAUCACUCCGACAGAAGAGGUAUCAUUUCAAAUUCCACUAAUCAAGUCACCCUUGGACAAGACCAAAUUGACUCCUGGACAGGCAUUACCUCUUGGAUUCCAGGGACCAUUCAUUUUUCCUGAUAGUCUGUCUUCUGUGGAGACUCUGUUGACCAACAUUCAGGGUCUACUGAAAGUGGCUUUGGAUAAUGCUCACUUCCAGGAGAAGCAGAUUCAACAGGAAAAAAAUGAACUGCAAAUGGAACUCUAUAGAGAGAGAGAAAUUAGAGAAAGCCUUGAAAGACAACUUGCAGUUGAACUUCAAAGCAGAACUACCAUGCAAAAGCGUCUGAAGAAGGAGAAAAAAGCCAAGAGAAAACUGCAGGAAGCCUUGGAAUUUGAAUCCAAGCGUCGGGUACAAGUGGAGCACGCACUUAAGCAAGCCACUGCUAGUGACAGUGGCUUGAGGAUGUUGAAAGAUUGCAUCAGUGUUGAUGGUUUAAGGAGGGCCUGUUUGAAAAAGAAUGCUGUAAGUACAUUCCUGGAGAUUCUGUGA
Messenger RNA from Suricata suricatta (meerkat), 969 nucleotides. It is a transcript of the gene DACH2, whose product is annotated as dachshund family transcription factor 2. The transcript has 6 exons. The record is from RefSeq and is a predicted model, not a curated record. NCBI's taxonomy places the organism in Eukaryota, Metazoa, Chordata, Mammalia, Carnivora, Herpestidae. The annotation marks the transcript as partial.